AUGACCAGUUCCUCCCAAGAAGAAAUUCCAUGGGGCGAGGAUGGAGCUAAAUAUGUUGUCGAGUCUACCCGAAUCUUCACCGAUAAAGCCAAGUCUUCUGCUCAUUUGAAGGGUGACGCAAAGAAGGUACUAUUUCUUCUCCUAGCGCAUGUUGAUAUUGUUUCUAAUGCUAGCUGCACAACCAACUAUCUUUCUCCCCUUGCAAAGGUUAUUCAUGACAAAUUUGGUAUUGCCGAAGGUCUCAUGAGUAUUAUUCACUCUAUUAUCAAUAAGUUUGUAAUCUUAUGCAUAAUUUACAUUUUGAUUGGAUAA
Molecule: messenger RNA, 312 nt
Organism: Vicia faba (fava bean)
Lineage: Eukaryota; Viridiplantae; Streptophyta; Magnoliopsida; Fabales; Fabaceae
Source: the annotation of a GenBank genome assembly